AUGAUGGCGAUGUUUCGGAGCUUUGUCUCGGGGAGCAGCCAGCUCCGCCAGCUGCAGCCCAGCGGCGGCUCGGGCCCGCUGGCAGCCCCGGCGGAGGCCGUCGAGAACCAGUUCUCCUGUCCCAUCUGCUUAGAGGUCUUCUACAAACCAGUCAGCAUCAGCAGCUGCGGACACACGUUCUGUGGAGAGUGUCUGCAACCAUGUCUUCAGGUGACCUCCCCCCUGUGCCCACUUUGUCGAGUGCCCUUUGACCCCAAAAAGGUGGAGCGCUCCUCCAAUGUGGAGAAACAACUGGCCUCGUACAAAGCCCCUUGCAGGGGCUGUAGCAAAAAGGUGUCUCUGGUAAAGAUGAGGUCCCACAUUUCCUCCUGUUCUAAAGUCCAUGAACAGAUAGCCAACUGUCCCAAGUUUGUUCCUGUAGUACCCACCUCCCAAUCCAUACCAAGCAAUAUUCCAAACCGGUCAACGUUUGUGUGUCCCUUCUGCGGGGCCAGAAAUUUGGACCAACAAGAACUGGUGAAGCACUGUAUGGAGAACCAUCGUAACGAUCCGAACAAGGUGGUAUGCCCUGUGUGUUCAGCAAUGCCAUGGGGUGAUCCCACCUAUAAAAGCUCCAACUUUCUUCAGCAUCUUCUUCACAGGCACAAGUUCUCAUAUGAUACCUUUGUUGACUACAGCAUUGAUGAAGAAGCAGCACUUCAGGCAGCUUUGGCACUGUCACUGGCUGAAAACUAACAAAAGUCACAACAUUUUUUACUACACUGCUGUUCUUCCAUGGGUGACAAGCUAUUGUCCACUGUACUGGUGAACCUGAUCCACCAAAUCUCAGACACUAUUCCAGUGUAUUCUCACUUGUUUCUCCUGGUGUAGCAGUUCAUAAACUUUGAUGUAUUACAAAACAAAAGCAGUUUGAAUACAUCUUCAUGAAUUCAAGUGGAUAUGAUAACUUGGGAACAAGCUGAUGUUUGGGUCAGGAACAGAUCCAAGAUGAGCUCCAAAGACACUGGUCACAUGUUGACUUUGCAGUCUGUCUACAGUUUGGAAACAUUUCAUCUCAGCACAGCUUCAGUUCACCUGACGGCUCCCAUUUGGACCGCCACAGCAUGAAGAGCUACCUCCCUUGAAAAUGUCUUGUCUAAUAGUUUGAUGAAACAUGCUGCUGAUUUCACAUCCUCAUCAGUUGUUCAGGCCUCUGUUCACCAGUAAGGUCCCAUGAAGUCCUGACCGCUGGUACUCACUGUGAGUUAUCGGACUGAUACCAUCACAGACUUCAGUUUUUCCCUGCAGCAACAAAGACGGACCAUCUACUAAGCUGGUCAGCAAGCCCUUUCUGCUCAAAUAGCAUCUGCACAAACAUAUUUUCUACGUACUAGGGGUGUAACAGUAAUACAGUUGAAAACAGAUGUUGACAUACACUGUAUAACAAUACAUUAUUAUUGUUGUUUACAUUUUUUUUACAUUACAUCAGACUAUACCUUACCUGUUUUAGGCCUUAUAAAUAAUUUCUGUUUGCAAAAUUCGCAAAUAAUCAAAGACAGGAAAUUCUUUAAGAUAAUAUGUUUAUUACGUUCCUCAAAAUUACAAGUUUUCAUACACCAAGAUACUAUGCCUUCAAUCAAAUUUAAAAAGCUCACAGGAUGAUGCCGUGUCUUUCAAAGCUUUUGAUAGAUUAGUUGACAUUUGAGGUACACCUCUGCAUCAUUUUAAGGCACACGUCAAGCACACUGCUUCUUUGUGUGACAUUAUGGGAAAAUAUUUAGAUGUCUGCCAAGACAUCAGGAAAAUAAUUGUUCACCUGCAUAACUCUGGUUCAUCCUUGGGCACAAUUUCCAGAUGCCUGGAGGUGCUACAUUCAUCUGUUCAAACUUAUAAAAGAACUGUGAACACUGUGGGAAUGUCCUGCCAUCAUACUGCUCAGGAAAGAGUUCUGUGUUUCUGAAAUUAAUGUAUUUGGGGGCAAACUGUGAGUCUCAACCACAAAACAAAAGCAAAAGACCAUGCAAAGGUUCUGACUAAACCUUGUAGAGAGAGUCAUUAUCCACAGGUUAACAAGUCCUGUACCCACAUGGACUGAAAGGCCACAUAGCAAGGAAGAAAACAUUACUCCAAAACUCAAAUUAUGUCUUGGGGAUGUUUCACAAAAUAUAUGGCAUGACGAGGAAAAAACAAUCUAUAUAACAUAAAUUUGGAAACCUCAAACAGUAAAGGGUUAGUCUGAUUUAAUGUCAGAGUGAGAAAAAUAGCAGUGAGUCUUUUUAUGCAGUUUAUGUAAAUAUCUGGUUUCAUCUGUAAAUCAUUGUUCUGCAAGUACCUUCAUGUUGGAAUCAUGGUUUGGUACCCCAAGAGCAAGUUACAAAUACCAAUUUUUAUUUUUUGAACUGGACAAUAACUUCCC
Nematolebias whitei (Rio pearlfish) is the source of this 2395-nucleotide messenger RNA. RefSeq names its product E3 ubiquitin-protein ligase RNF166. The record is from RefSeq and is a predicted model, not a curated record. The transcript is spliced from 6 exons. Bases 1 to 735 code for a protein of 244 amino acids. Gene Ontology annotation, molecular function: ubiquitin protein ligase activity. Gene Ontology annotation, biological process: protein polyubiquitination; ubiquitin-dependent protein catabolic process. NCBI's taxonomy places the organism in Eukaryota, Metazoa, Chordata, Actinopteri, Cyprinodontiformes, Rivulidae.